GCACUCGACAAAACCGAGGGGGAGCCGCCAGUCUCCGCUGGUACACCGAGCUGCGUGUUACUCUUCCUCGUUCACGUACGCGCUUUCAUCGCAGGCUCAGAGAUAAUCGACAGGACAGGAAAGAAUCUGCCGAGAGAGACCGAGAGAGAGAGAGAGAGAGAGGCAUACACGCACACGAAAAGCUCCACUCUCGUCCGUACGAUACCGUUUCGGCGGCACACGUUUGCGUACGCGCGCGCACGCGGGGCAUACAUGCGUACAACACGCGUGUAACGGGCCCGGGAUCCCUAGGAUACCUCGUAGAGACGCGCGUGGAGGAGCACCGCACCGCAGGGACGGAUUACAGGGACGCGUUUGUGGGUGCUCGAAGCGGCAAAAAGCACCGAGGAGUAACACGUACAGGUGUGUAUCCAUCGCCGCGCGCUAGAGCGCACGUGUCGCACUGACGAGCAACGUGUGCACGCUCGUGACCGCGCUCGCUCCGCGUGCCGCUCCGUGUCGCAUGCGUGUGCUUGUGUGUGCAUACGCGUGUGUCAAGAAAGAGGGGAGGCGACAUAGAGGCAGAAGUGCUGAGUACCUCGCGGAGUUGAAGGACGUACGCGAAACUCAAGAAUAGAACAGAAGCAGAUCUCCAGUAGCGAACAAUAAGAUCCCCAGACAUCCAACCACUCUUCGAAUUGCAAGACGACAGUCAGCGCACGCUGAAGAACCGGCCGUCGAGUCACCGCCGUCGUGAUCCGGCAGCUCCGUUAAAUCGGGGGCACUCACCACCACCCGGAACAAUCCCUCGCCCGUGGCAAAACGGCCGAUCGUGCGGACGUCCUCGGUACUAUCCCGGCGCGGCCGCUACGUGCGACGACAACAGCCCGAAGAUUCUCCCACCGAAGGCCAAAAUGCACAUCGAGGUGCAGGUGGCGCUUAACUUCGUGAUAUCAUACCUCUACAAUAAACUGCCGCGCAGACGGGUCAACCUCUUCGGCGAGGAACUCGAGAAGGCGCUCAAGGACAAGUUCAAGGGUCACUGGUACCCGGAGAAGCCGUUCAAGGGCUCGGCAUUUAGAUGCCUCAAGACCGGCGACCCUGUCGAUCCGGUGCUGGAGCGCGCUGCGAAGGAGAGUGGUGUGCCGAUCCAGGAUAUCCUUGAGAACCUGCCAGCCGAGUUGGCUGUCUGGGUAGAUCCUGGUGAAGUGAGCUACCGCAUCGGCGAGCUGAAUGCCGUCAAGAUCCUCUACUCCGAAACCGGCGAUCCGCACGACGAGACCUCGGCCGAUCGCGAGGUCACCAAGACCUUCAACCCGGAGGCGCAGUGCUUCAGGCCGAUCGAGGCCGUGAACACGUCCCUGAGCGGCCUCAGCCUCAGCCCCAAGUCCACCUCGCCGUUCUCGAGCUCGCUCGGCAGCAACGCCAGCAACGGCUCGUCCAACAAUCAGCAGAACGGCCAUGGCUCCGGUUCAUCGUCGGCGCCCUCGCCCACGCCCAUCACUAACUCCUUCAAGGGCUCGCCCAGCCCCGUGCCGGCCUUCAUCCCGCGCACCACCGCCCCGCUCACCUUCACCACCGCCACCUUCGCCCAGACCAAGUUUGGCAGCACCAAGCUCAAGACUAGCAGCAAACGCGCCAACAGGAUGUCGCCCACCGAGUUCUCGAACUAUAUAAAGCAGCGCGCGGCGAUGCAGCAGCAGAUCCACCAUCACCACCACCAUCAGCAGCCGCAGCAGCACCAGCAGCAGCCGCAGCAGCAGCAGCAGCAGGCGACCGCCGCUGGUGCAGGGCUGCCGGUCUCGCAGAGCUCGCCGCGCAGUCGUAGCCUGUCGCCCGGCAGCAUAGUCGCUGGUGCCGGACAACAGCACACGGACCCGAGUGCUUACUUCUUCCAGCACGGCCCGGCCGCAGCGGCUGCGGCGUAUCACGCGCAGUUUCCUCACCGUAACAUCUUCGACUCGUCGAGCCACGGCGGCUACCUGCCGGCUGAUCUCUACGCUGGCGCCAAGUUCCCGUCGUCCUACCUCGACCCGACCGCACUCGCCGGUCAUCAGUUCUACGGCGGCAGUGUGAACGGCACCGCCGGCACCCAGAGUGCCGGUGGCAGCGUGAACGGUACCGGUGCCGGUACUCAGAGCGCCGGCAGCGGCAACCUCGGCCCGAUCGGCACCACGACAGCCAACGGCAACGUCAACGCCGCCGCCGCCGCCGCCGCGGCUCAGCAGCAGGACAAGAACGCCCUGGUCGAGGGCCUCAACAACUUCGGCCUCGGCUCGGUCGCGCCCUACCCGGCCAGCCAGUAUCAGCACCUGCUCGUGGCCAACUAAUACCUCGCCGCGCGUGCUCAUCAUGCCGUCAGCAAUGUCGCUGCCGCGGGACACGGCGCCGUACUCGCGCAGCGUCCCGAAGGGCCGCGUGUCCUCGUCCUCGGUGCCGCUGGUUCGGCCGAUAGGAAGGAGAGGAGACCGUCGCCUCCGAGACUCCGUCGCCGCGACGGCGUCCAGAGUCCGGCUUCCGUACCCUGAUAGCGAGCCACGUCGGCCAGCUCGAUCGCGCUCCGUCUCUCCUCCCGACGAAGCUCCACGUGGUAUCCGUCGUCAAGUCGAUACCAAUACACUUCCCUCCCACGAUUCCCAUCCAGACGCUUGUCGGAGACAAGCUCCUUCGUUCGAUCUCUUUUAAUCCGGGGAGCCCGGAAACACUUUGUUACUUGCAUUGUCGGCGGCGAAUCGUGAAAGGUACAUACAAACGCAUGUUCGACGAACACGGGAGGAGAGAUGGAGAGCGAGCGGAGAAAGAGAGAGGCCCGCGCCGCACGACCGGCACCGAUGACGAUCACGGAAACGAUCAAGGCGAGGAAAGAAGGCGCAACAGAACGGGGAGCGUGUGCGUGUGAAGACGAUGUCUGGUUAUGAGGUACGCCUGUUGCGAGUAGCGUGUGCGUGCGGAACAGUUUUAGGCGUGGAGGAGAGAAGAGGAAGAGGGAAGGUGGAAGGAAGGAAGGACAGAAACGGCCGACUAACGAGAGCGUGUACAUGUGCUGAAGCUGAAACACCCGAUAAGGACUCGAUUGCGAUGGCGCAAGACGCUCGUUCGAUGAAAGCCACCGUGCGACUAUUACCACCCGCAGUCACAUGCGUAUCAGACACAGGACAUACACACACGACACAGAAAUUGCGUGCGUAUGUGUAACGUAUCGGCGGACGUUCGAACGACGCGUCGUGCGCCGACACCUGGGACAGCAAAGACACUCGACGCGUUACACGUAAAAAUACAUGCGACACACACAUACACACAGUCGUACACACCGAUCUCCUCUUACACACCCGGUACAUGCGAUACGAACCCACGCGGGCACACGUAGACCGCCACACGUCACACGCGAGCAUCCAUGCACGAGACACUAAGGGAAAAAAAUAAGAAAAAAAGCAAAAAGAAACCACAUAUACGCGACACUUGACCCACACAGAUAUUACCAACGUGUAAUAAUUUAUUUUUUCACUGGUAUAGUCGGAGAAUUGAUAAUGGAUAUAUCUGUAGAGCCUAUGUAUUAUAUUCAAGAUGCACUCACUCUUCACGGGUUCUCGCGAAACGGUAGGAACUAUAACACUUGUCCCCCCCGCACCGCUCGUGUCGCGAGCCGAGCGAGCCGUCGAGAGAGAUUCGUGGACCGAUAGGUCGAUGAAGGUAAGGUGUCUUCCAAUCUUCUUUCUCCAUCUCCAUCGAACAGCGAGGCGUCGUUUCGUUUCGCGCGAUACACAGCCGACACGUAGCCGAGCAACGCAGAAGCUAUUCAGGCACUAAAUACGUAAAGCGCGACUUUCAACGAGUCGGGGAUCAGAUCGCGGAUAGCUUCCCCGCGGAGAACCUUACGUCGUAUCCAGAUAAAAAGAAAAAAAAAAGAAAGAACCCAGACGAGAGAGACGGCCCGUUCAUUCGCACGAGACGGUUAAUAGGACGAGGAGGAACAACGCGAUCGGAGAACGAAGGACCGAUCCUUCCACGAGUAUAGUGAUAAUAUAGGCGAAGUGAAAGAGAGAGGAAGAAAGAAACGAGCUCGCAGUUUUAUACCGUUCGGAAAACUCGUCCUCGGUACGAUUUUACAUUUUAUUUUUAUAAUAAACGCAAGUAGAACAUAGGAGAGAAGCGAGAACGAAGCGAGAGUGAGGGAGAGAAAGAGAGAGAGAGAGUGCAGCGAGAGUGAUAUGCAGGGGACGAAGAGAGGAAAAGGAACAGAGGGGAGAAGUAGAGGGCGAGAUAGGAAAAGAGCCAACCGGUGUGUUCGUAGGGACGUAAGUGGCCUCGUUGCUGGCCCUUCGAUGUUUGCUCGCCUGCGCCUGCGAGCCGGCCCCCGCCCGCCGCAGAAAACCCAUCGGGAAUCGAUUUCCUUUUGAGAUAUUGCCUUUCGAUUUGACAUCCGGAGUCGAUGAUCCUCCGAGCUGUCGGGGACCUCUCCGAAUCGUUAAACCUCGAUGACCCGCUGCCGCGUGUUUCUAUUCACACACGCGCAGCUCAUAACGCGAAAUCUCUUGAUUAGCUUUCGAUCAUUACGGUAUUCUUUAUGCAUCAUCUUCAAAAGAGAGAGCAGAGUUUUGAUAUUAUCGCAGUCCUCGUUUUGCGCGUCCGGACGAACGGUCAUCGACCCUCGUUAAUUAUAAAACGAAUUAUUUCGGAUAAAAUAACGAAGCGCGAUUUCAAAUCUAGCAGUAGUUUACGCGGAGUUGAUCACUCUUGGUAAUAUCCUCUCAAUCAAACGAAACAGAGUCGCCUGCGGAGCUUUACGGUGCUAAGGAAAAGAAGUACAAAGAUAGCAAGAGUCAACUAAAAGUAGAGUAAACAGCAGGCGAGGCAGAUACGAGAGAGCAACGUUGCCGCUUAACGUUCACGAGGUUAAUUAGGUGAUUACGUAAUUAAAGGCCGCGCGUUAUUGUCUUCGUCGGCGAGGCUUACGUGCUCCGAUGGCGAGGAUCGUUCACAUGUCGAAACCCAGUCGCGUUUGCUUUCAAUUACAGCCAGGAGGAACACGAAAUUUCAACGUGAUUCCGUUUUUAAAUUCCGCAUUUAAAUAAUUAAUCGAAAUUAAUUGAGUUUAAUUGAAUACUUUCGUAAGAGGCUUAUAUCGUUAUAGUUCAAGUUUCGCUUCAACUUAGGCUGAGCGCGAUCGACCGGAACUCCCGAGUGUUUAUCUUAAAACGCCACCGAAGCUUCGCUUCGUAAUGUUACUACUAGAAGCUACUAGAAGUUUUUGGUAUAUUAUGCAGAUGACUACCGAAGUUACGCUUCACAACGAAAAUUCCUCUUUCACUAGUCAAAACCGUCUUCCUUCCUUGAAAACCGCCUACAAAAAGAGAGAAUUACGGGUCGCGUUUUAAGACGAGCACGUUCUGGGCGUCUCAUCUGUGUUGCGAUUUCCAAAAUCGCCGAUCUGAACAUCGCUUGUACGUUUAUUUCGGUUUUCCUUAUCUCUCGCUUGAACUUUCUCGCAAACCCAUGAUAAAACCUUUAUUUCUCCUCGUUUGUUCGAGAAACGUAUUUCGUCGAUGAAAAUGUAAAUCGAUUUCCUCCGCAUGUAGGACGGCCGUGCCUCGCCGACGAGCGUUCUUGCGAUUAUCAUUCGCGACAGUAACGGCGGCGGAAGUGCCGCGAGCCGCGGGCCGCGGGCACUAGGUGCUAAAAGUAUUCAAAAGUGUUAAUCCUAUGGUCGUGGGACAAAACGCAAGGCACGAGCCCGGAUCCGGAGACCGCCGGCGCCGAUCCGCGCCGAUCCGCGCCGAUUUUCGCCGCGUCCCUCAAUCCUCCCUAGACUAAUUUCCAUAAUAUUCGUAAUACGUCAUUCUAGCCGUAGCGCGUAAAUGUCUAGCGUAAUUUCUAAAGUCGUGUCGUGUAUUUAGUCUCGUUCUUUCUUACGAACUUUUGUAUAGGCCUUUUUGUAAAUUACCCUGCUUACACGCGGACGCGGCUCCCAAAGCAGAUCGGCGUCGGGCCACCCUGGGCGUGUGCAGAUUAUUCUCGCGUGAGAAUGAGGUGAAUUUAUGAUUUGCGAGAUUUGCUCCGAGAUCGUACUUGAACUGGAUCUUGCAAAAUGUAGAUUCACCAGAUUCUCUCGCUGGGAUUUUUUUACGGCGAACAUCGCGAGAGAAUCAUCGCGUCAUUAUCUCGGAAAGAUGAAGAAUUGUUUUUUAUACGAUACCUCGGUCCAAUGUAGUUGAAGAACUUAGUCGAACGGCGCAAGCACGGGGUCGGCGUUUGGUCUCCGAGCGGGCUGGGGGUGAGAAACAAGUUUUAACCGCGGAACUAAUAAGGGUAGACGUGAUGAAGACGCUGAUGAAGAACAGAACCCUUUAGUAAUAUCUAAACUUAAUUGUAACUAUUAACGAUACGUACGACUGUGGUAGCUAUGCUAGUACCUGCUAUUGUUAAAGAAAAGUCGAUGAAGAUGCGAAUAAGAUAAGGACGACAAAGAGAAAUGAGGAGAGUACCGCCGGAGAAAUCGAAUUAUGGCAUAGUGCCUCAGUGCGUAUCGAGAUCAAAUCGACGAUGUUUCUUAUCGCGAACUCUUACGUGUCCAUUUCGAUAAUUUCAGCCGCACUUUUAAUACGAUCAUUUCUAUUAAAAGAUAUUGAAAAAAUUCAGAAAUUAUUAGUACAAUUCGCUGAAGUUGUAAAUAUAUUUACAAAUUCCAUUAUCUUUCUUUAUUGAAGUACAAUAUCGAUUAUGUACAUGGAAUUAACGUGUAACUUGCUUCCGAUACGCACUCGAGUCAUUGUGCAAUCGAGAGCAGUUUCGCACCGCGAUCUGUCAACGAGCCUCGCAAGACAAACGAUCCAAAGUCCAUCUUGCGAUAUCUUUCUUUAUGCGUCGAAGGAGUACAGUACCCUUUCCGUCGUCCCGCGCCUCGUCGAGAAGGCACGACGUUUAUUCUUGCAAUUUUUCUAAAUAUUUGCACGAUUCGUUUCAAACGGCACAGACUUUUCGCGGCAUCCCACGUCUCGCGGCGGUGAAAAUCGGAUCGGAGAUCCGUCGGUCGUGUUUUUUUCUCGUGGCGACGCGCGGUCCCGCGCGAGUGACGUCGCGUGCGAGAUGAAAUCCCGGACGCGAGAUAGAAGGAGCAAGGGAGGAAGACUCUCUCACCCUAACGAGAUCGCGAAAGUUUCGACAGUCCGCGGCCGCAGUUUGCCGACAUUUCGAACGGUGCAACCAUUGAAGUCGAGAAGACGAUGAAAAGAAGUUGGCACGCGGGUUCGCGCGCGCUUGGAUGGGGAACUUUCGAAAUCAUCACGCCCGCGGAAACUUCGCAGACUUUAAACGGGUUUCACCCCGUACUUUCGAACGGUAUUCGAAUGCGAAUAACGCGCCGGCCGGCCGGCGGCGUUUGUAAAAGCCGUCGACUUACGGUCGAGUACGCGAUCCGAAAGUUUCGCGCUCCAGCGAAAAUUCCUCGGCGUUAUUCGCGGGAGCGUCACGAGGACCGGGCGGCGGAAAAGGGGAUGACAGGAGGGCGGGAAGACGACGGAGCGCAAAAUGUGAAACGGCGAGGGUUUGGACGAGAAGGGUAGGAAGACGAGGCAGAGAACGAGAGUGGCAACUCACAAUGCAAUAAGUCGCGAAUCAAAUGGAUCUCGGCUUGAGACGAGAGGCUCAGAUUAGCGAAGAAUCAAACACGAUGUAUACUCUUAAAAAAAGGAAAAAAAAAACAAGCAAACAAGAGUGAAACUAAGAGAUAGAGGCGAGGAGACGAUGAGGGACACUGAGGGGGGUGGCGCGUUAUUGUGCACGAUGGGGCGCGCGGAUUAACGUGAGCGGGAGCAAAAAGGAGAACGAGGGGGAAGUUACAAGCGAGUCUAAUUAAUACUGAUAGAGCAUACAUUGAGAUACACAAAAAACAUAUAGUAUUAUAUAAGUUUACGAUACGAUUAUAAUGAACACUUUGUAAGCAAGGAAAAAAAUUAUGCAUAGUUUUCCAUACCCCGUAAUGGAUGUAACUCGUUGAGAGGGGAAGUUCAGACGGAAGCCACACAUAAGUAAGCACACGAAUGGUCCACACGUACGUACGUACAUAACGAACACACACACAUACAUAUUCACACGCAGAAUACACGGGCGGAAGGAGUUAUACAUGUACAAGCGCGUACACACGUACACUCGUUCGAAGCCACUCGGGUACACAUAAAAGUUAAUAAGAAAAAAAAAGAAGUCAGUAAUCUGUCUUUAAAGUAUCAUGUGUCUAUAAACUAUAGCGAUCGAUAUUGUCUCUUACAUAAAUGGCAAAAAAAAA
Molecule: messenger RNA, 8257 nt
Organism: Ooceraea biroi (clonal raider ant)
Lineage: Eukaryota; Metazoa; Arthropoda; Insecta; Hymenoptera; Formicidae
Product: protein Tob1
Biological process (GO): regulation of gene expression
Cellular component (GO): cytoplasm; nucleus
Molecular function (GO): transcription corepressor activity
Source: RefSeq, a predicted model, not a curated record